This is a messenger RNA of Marasmius oreades (fairy-ring Marasmius), 1686 nucleotides long. RefSeq lists its product as uncharacterized. The record is from RefSeq and is a predicted model, not a curated record. The transcript is spliced from 2 exons. Bases 1 to 1686 code for a protein of 561 amino acids. NCBI's taxonomy places the organism in Eukaryota, Fungi, Basidiomycota, Agaricomycetes, Agaricales, Marasmiaceae.
AUGGUGAUGCUGGACGAAGGCAAGCCCGAUACAUCCUUCCUUUCACCAACUUUCUCCCUCUGGAGAUAUCUGGCCUCGUACGGAUACCACCAUGGACAUAUCUCACUUGCAGCACUUCAAACAGCCACCCAACAUUCUAGGGAUGCAUUCCUACUGUUGAUAGCAGCUGGUACGCUCGGUAUAUUGUGGAUGAAGCGCAAGGAAAGGCUCCAUUUGGAUUUCGCCUGGUGUGAACGUCUACAGAACAACAAGGGAAUACAUCCCAAGUGGUUUGUGGCGUUUGAGAGAUUGUACACCAAUGACAAAUAUGUUCUAUGUGCAGGUGGUAUAAUCGAAGCAGGUCAACACACUUCACCUUUGUUAUUGUCGUUUUACCGGCAGCUGAAUGUACCUUUGUGCAUCCACUGGGGUGAGAUCUCGGGCCACGAGGCUGUUACCAAAGGGCAGUACAACGAGACGGGUACGAGUAUUUGGAAGGAUAAGGCAUGGGCAACAUACUGUGAUAAGGCGGAGGCUUUGAAGGAUAUCUUUCCGUCAACCAAAGAGUUCUGGAAACUUUUCAGGGGAAUACGCGAAGACCCACCCUCAGCUAGCACUCACUCUCAGUUUGCUCCAUAUCAGAGCCAUUACCAUCUCCCUGAUUCUGACUCACCCAAGGUCAAGGUCAACUCUGGUCAACAUCCUGGACAGAGUUGGCAGAAUUUCUUUGUGCACCGAGAUAAACGAAAUUUCACCCACCAGGUUGCAAAGGAGCAGUGUGUUGGUAUUGGGAUAACUGCAGUGGCUUCCGUGUUCGGACAUGUCUCACUCGUGGCUAGACGGAGAGUGAGUGGGAACGCCUCUAACGCACAGAAGAAGUAUGACGGUUUCUCCAAUACGUGGGAUCUCUGCAGCGAAUUUGGUGAUUUUGAUCCAGCCUUGGAUGACGACUGGGAGAAAGAUCCCCCAGCCGAAAACGUUGGUUUAUCAGCCACCAAUUCGGAGUUAGGAGAUGAUGAGGGCAGUCAUGAUAAAGAGCAAGGGGAGGAUAAGGAAGGGGUGAUUGAAGAUGAUCCACCCAUCAACAACAACAUCAUAAUUAGUUCAGGAGAAGCCCUGACAGCUAUCACAGGCUAUAUCGAAACAGAAGAGGAAGUGUUGGCCUGCUUCGUUCCUUUGACAAUGGCAGAGGUUGCUUAUGAACGUUACAGUUUCAGUGACUGUGAAUGGGAGAGGGAAAACAUCGACCCCGCAAACCUGGACACCACCCAAUAUCUGUUGGGCAAUGGUCAGUGGUGGAACAACCCUGCGAACACCUUGUUCUCUGAACCCGACCCAGGCCGGGAAAUUCUGGAUAAGCUUUGUCAAUUCUUCCAUAUACUUUUGCAUACCCAGACUCCUAUGUCUUUUCCAAGCCACAAUUUCUCUGACCCAUCCUCAUACAUUUGGGAUCUGUUGAAUUGGGAGAUCUGUGUCAUUCAAGUGACGAUCAAUGGCGAGGACUGGCACCUGGUUCACAAGAAAGCUGAUCUACUUUCCCUGAAAAUGGUGUUGCAUGUAAAAUGCCCUGUAUCAGUGUUGCAUAUCAUUUGCUGUGCUUGGGGUCCCGACCUCCAUGUUAUAGCGUCUCAGCUUCUAAGGUUCGGAAUUAGGUUCCACACACUCGUUUAUGGCAAACCACCUUCUCAACAGCUGGUUUGGCAGUGA